Prosopis cineraria is the source of this 2432-nucleotide messenger RNA. Its product is annotated as long chain acyl-CoA synthetase 4-like. Gene Ontology annotation, cellular component: endoplasmic reticulum; membrane. NCBI's taxonomy places the organism in Eukaryota, Viridiplantae, Streptophyta, Magnoliopsida, Fabales, Fabaceae. Bases 210 to 2210 code for a protein of 666 amino acids. Gene Ontology annotation, biological process: fatty acid metabolic process. Gene Ontology annotation, molecular function: long-chain fatty acid-CoA ligase activity. The transcript has 19 exons. The record is from RefSeq and is a predicted model, not a curated record.
CUAUUUCAUCUAACUAACUAAUAAGGAAACAGAUAGUUUCUGUUUUAGUGUUUCGUUUGCGAAUAUAAAGCUUCUUCAAUUGAUAUAUUCCGAAGCAGCAAUACGGCCAACCUCAACCACUUCCUUCUUUCGUCUCUCUGUGUUUCUGUUUUCAUUUACCAGUAGCAGAAGCAAAGAGCAGAGAGAUUGAGAUCUCGUAAUCUUGUGGUAUGGCGCAGAAGAGAUACAUCGUAGAUGUGGAGAAAGCCAAAGAAGAGACGGAGGGGAGGCCAUCCGUCGGGCCGGUGUACCGUAGCGUCUUUGCUAAGGAUGGAUUUCCGCCUCCGAUCGAAGGUCUUGAUAGUUGCUGGGAUGUUUUCCGCACGUCUGUUGAGAAAUAUCCUAAACAACCAAUGCUUGGUCGCCGGGACAUCAUAGAUGGCAAGCCUGGCAAGUACAAGUGGCAAAGUUAUGAGGAAGUAUAUGACUUGGCGAUGAAGCUUGGAAAUUCCAUUCGCAGUUGUGGUUAUGGGCAAGGUGCAAAAUGUGGUAUUUAUGGUGCCAAUUGCCCAGAGUGGAUUAUAAGCAUGGAGGCCUGCAAUGCUCAUGGACUUCAUUGUGUUCCUUUGUAUGAUACCUUAGGUGCUGGGGCUGUAGAGUUUAUUAUAUGCCAUGCAGAGGUCACAAUUACGUUUGUAGAAGAAAAGAAGAUUCCUGAGCUAUUGAAGACAUUUCCAGCUGCAGCAAAGUAUCUUAGAACACUUGUGAGCUUUGGAAAGGUUACACCUGAACAAAAGCAGGAAGCUGAACAGUUUGGAUCAGUAAUACAUUCAUGGGAUGAAUUUCUGCAACUGGGUCAAGGUCAAAAUUUUGAUCUUCCCGUGAAAAAGAAAAGUGACAUCAGCACAAUAAUGUACACUAGUGGAACAACAGGUGAUCCCAAGGGAGUGCUAUUAUCCAAUGAGAGCAUUGUUACUGUCUUAGCUGGGUUCAAGCGAUAUUUAGAGAGUGUAAAUGAACAAUUGACUGAGAAGGACGUAUACAUUUCAUAUCUUCCUCUUGCACAUAUCUUUGAUAGGGUCUUUGAGGAGCUUUUUAUAUGGCAGGGUGCCUCAAUAGGUUUCUGGCGUGGGGAUGUUAAACUAUUAAUUGAAGACAUUGGGGAGCUAAAGCCAUCUAUUUUCUGUGCUGCCCCUCGUGUGCUUGAUAGAAUAUACUCAGGUUUGACACAGAAGAUUUCUGCAGGAGGCUUCUUAAAGAAGAAAUUGUUUAAUUUUGCUUACUCAUACAAGUUGAAAAACUUGAAGAAAGGCCUAAAGGAUGGGCAUGCAGCUCCACUUUUUGACAAACUUGUGUUCAAUAAGGUAAAGCAACGUUUAGGCGGCAAUGUACGUCUUAUUCUCUCUGGAUCAGCACCUCUAUCUAUGCAUGUUGAAAGUUUCCUCCGGGUGGUGUCAUGUGCAUAUGUCAUACAAGGAUAUGGUUUGACUGAAUCCUGCGGGGGAACCUUUGCCGCAUUAACAAGUGAACAUGCAAUGAUUGGUACAGUGGGCCCUCCUAUGCCAAAUGUGGACGUGUGUCUAGAAUCUGUUCCUGAACUGGGAUAUGAUGCCCUUGCAAGCACACCAAGAGGAGAAAUUUGUAUUAAGGGAAAAACCUUGUUUUUAGGGUACCACAAACGAGAAGACCUCACAAAUGAGGUUUUGUUUGAUGGAUGGUUCCAUACUGGGGAUAUUGGAGAAUGGCAACCUGAUGGAAGCAUGAAAAUUAUCGACCGGAAGAAAAAUAUAUUUAAGCUUUCACAAGGAGAAUAUGUUGCUGUUGAAAACUUGGAGACCAUAUUCGGUCUAGUUUCUACUGUUGAAUCUAUAUGGGUGUAUGGAAACAGCUUUAAGUCCUUCCUUGUUGCAAUUGUUAACCCCAAGAAAGAAGCGCUUGAGGGUUGGGCAAAAGAAAAUGGUAUUACAAAGAACUUCAAUUCUCUCUGUCAAGAUUCUAGGGCCAAAAGUUUCAUACUUGAAGAACUCACAAAGAUUGCAAAGGAAAAGAAGUUAAAAGGUUUUGAGUUUAUAAAAGCAGUUCAUCUGGAUCCUGUGCCAUUUGACAUGGAACGUGACCUUAUCACUCCAUCUUAUAAGAAGAAGAGGCCCCAGCUGCUCAAAUACUACCAGAAUGUCAUAGAUAACAUGUACAAAAAUGGAAGCAACGCAGUGCCUAAGCUCAGGGCGUGACUCUUGAGAUUAUUUGUCGUCUGUAAUAGGGGAUUUGAGUAGUUGUAAGUAAUUAUUUCUGAUUUUAAAUGCAUUGUAAUUAGGAGGAGAUUUAGGAGGAUUCUUUUGGCUUGAUGAUUGAUAUAUAUCUGAUAUUGUGUGUGUGUGUGUGUGUGUGUGUGUGUGUGUGUAGACAUACCUCAGCUGUGCAUUUUCAUAUCAAUGAAAUCAAUUUCUGCAAAA